CUGUCGUGUUGUCUUUCGUGCGCACGCUAUUCAAACGUGUUUGCGCAGAAGGAUAGCACGGUGCCGACAGCUAGCCGUGUUCGUGGCGUCUGCAGCCAUAUUAGCGGGGAAUCACAGUUGUAAGGCCCGUGCCAUCUAGACGCCUUUAUUUUUGGGGGGGAGAACGUGACUGCGGACUAUGUCAAACUCCGGGACUUACGCCGCAAGCGCUGUACGAGAGCUCGGUGUCGCCGCCGGACAGACUGUGCAACGCCGAAAAUACGAGCUGGACAGGCCGGCGGAAAGCUUUCAGCUGGACUCCUUCGUCGGGACGCCAGAAAUUACGGCGUACCGAAAGCAGCUGCAGAAGGUGCGUUCCUCUAGCCUUCAAGGUGGUGGUGGUGGUGGCGGUGGUGGUGGCGGAGAAAAGACAACUGUGACAAUAACGCGUCUCGAGCGCUCUUCGUCGGAGCCCUGCACGAUGGUCCACGCGCGCCGGCGGCAGGAGCGGCGCCGUAGGGUAGAGAGCCGCUCAUUCUCCGUGGAUCUCAGCCGAAGGCAGAACGAGGAAAUGCUCUGGAGCAACCUGGCGUCCCUGCUGAGCUACAUCUACGCCACUCUGAUCGUGGUCCUCGGAGGUGUCAUGACCGUGGUCCAGACGUCGGUCACGAUAGGUCGACACACGAUCGAGCUUGAUGACGCGUUCGCGUGCGUGGUAUGCGUGGUCGGCCUGACUUGGCUGGUGUUCCUGCACGGGGACCUCACGUGGCACGAUGCGCGCCGCUCUCGCCGGCCGACCGUGCCCUGCGGCCGAGGCAGCAGCAGCUGCACCGGCAGCAGCACCGACGACGUCGAGUCCGUGGCCACUGGAGACGCGAUGGACUGGAAGGGCUGCCACAUGGGCCAGCCGCACGGGUACACGUACCUCACGGGAAGACACAGCGGAAGCUUCUACCUCAAGGCCGGCAUGACAGUGUUCUGUUGCGGCCACCUCAUUCACGAGGGUCUGCUUCUGGGCCAAGAGAUCAUUGCAUGGAUGCACGCCGGCGAAGUGUGCACCGACAUCGCCCUGCUUCUGGUUCACUCACUGAGGCCGCUCUUCUCCUUCUACCAGCUGUACUUCCUCUUCAAGUACUCGAACAUUGUAAUCAACCGAUGGGUCACACUGGCCAAAUUUGGCAUCAUGCACUGCUUUGCCACCACGCUGACUUUUUGGUUCCGAACUGUCGUCAACGACGCCUACGGAGAUGUCGUCAAGGCUUUCAAGGGCAAAGCUUCCAGCCCGAUCGCCCUGCAAAUAAACACCAGCUUCGCAGAACGCCAGUUAUACUUCUCCGAGCGGCCCGAGUUCGAGAGCAACUGGAGCUGUGCCGUGGCCGACCUGUUCUCGCCGGCGUAUAUCAAGCCCAUGCCGUACCUCUACCCGUUCGCUAUCGAGUUCAACCUGGUGCUCGCCGGAGUCUGGUUCAUCGUGCUCCAGAACGUCGGCACGUCCGCGCACAAGUACUGUCGCCACGAUUCCACCGCCGAGGCUUGCAGUGCGGUGACCCAGGAGGCCGCCGAGAACAACCUUAUCAUCAAUGCCGACUGCCACUCGGCCAACCGCGGCCUGUUCGCUGGCUUCGUCGUGCUCCUCGGCUCUGUCGUGGUCAUGAUCAUCUUCUACGUUGCGCUGCUCGAAAACAGGUACAGCAGUACCGGCGUGGCCGUCUACCUUGGUCAGGAGGGCGUGCUCAUAGGGCUGGCAUUCUUUGCCUGCCUGCUGGCCUACGGCCGCGUGGCCACCCUGGAUGUGAACAGCCACCCCAUCACGAUGCUCGAUGACUUCCUGUUGUGCAUCCCCAUCCCGUUCUUCUUUGCCCACGCGACUCUGGUUGCCAUCGCCGAGCUGGAAGUAGGCGGCAGCUACGUGCGCAUGACGCUGCAGCUCUUCUCAGUGGUGCAAGUGGUGACGCAGACCCCGCUCAUCAUCGACGCAUUGAGGCGAUGCAGCAACAGCCCCUCGUUGCGCUACAAGAAACCCGGCCGGGAGAUCGUGUCCUUCUUGAUCGUGGUCAACAUCACCAUGUGGAUAGUGUACACCUUCGAGAGCAAGGCCGUCGGCAAGCUGUUCACGGGUACGCGUUAUUUCGGUCUACGAUCCUGGGUCUUCAUCGAGCAUACCACGGUGCCUCUCAUGCUCUUCUAUCGGUUCCACUCAUCUGUGUGCCUCGCCGACGUCUGGAAAUCGGCGUACGAGGCCGAGUGAAAGCUCGGGCAGCGCCGUCUAAUUAGACGCGAACACUUCAACCAUCGCGCGUAAAGUGUUACGCUAUGUUUUAAGGCCCGGUGUAACCACAAAGGACUCAAGCUUGCCGACGAGCAUGCAGUUCCUGCUUCACGGCUGCUUCAUGACUGACAGCGCAACACGGUCGUUUGCUACGGGCGGCGAGUGUUCCAGGCCCCUGCUCAAGACGCUCUUGAAUGAUUCUGCUAGUCAACUUAACCUCAGUGAUCGCGUUAGCAAGUGAACACCCGUGAAAAAUUCCUGCCCUCCAUUUUCCCUCCCUGAUCUCGGCAUUCUCCGAACUAGUUGGGUGUGCUCUGUGAAUAUUCUGUUCAGGCAGGUUCAACAUGGCAUUUACAAUCGCGUUGUUUGAGAGAAAGCUAGACGCUGAUCAAAUACAGCUGUUACUUGUUACACCAAUAUUGAGAGCUUCUUGCCCAUCCCAUUUGGUGGCUCUGCGCCCUUGUUUGUGUAAUUACAAAGCGCUCUUGCCAAAAAGUAAUUUGUGCGCACUUCUCGCAGUCCCCUGCAACAGUUCAUCCCAGCAACUAACUUCGACCAAUGUAGGACGCGCGAACUCCAAUAGCCGCGCAAUGCAUAGGACUGAAUGCAGCUAAGCACGUGACCGUGAGGGGUACAGCGCCAGAAUUCGUUACCGAAGCCUCAUUACGAGGCAACGCAAGGCAUCUGUUCCGCCAAGCUGUGAUAUCUGUGAUUCUCUCAUUGAAGAUGACUUGAGCUUUCUUUCCGUGCGUCCUUUUAUUAUAUAUUUCAAUAGCUGCACGUGCGUGCUGUGUUUCAUGUCUGACUUAUCGCCGGCAGUUAAUGUAAAGGAUACAUUAGUUACUGCGACAUUUUGUGACCACAUGAUGUGAUAAAACUGUUUUCAGCAUUUUUAAACGAUUGCGACUUUUUACAUGCAUCAA
Dermacentor silvarum is the source of this 3171-nucleotide messenger RNA. Its product is annotated as proton channel OtopLc. Gene Ontology annotation, molecular function: proton channel activity. The transcript is spliced from 9 exons. The record is from RefSeq and is a predicted model, not a curated record. The coding region runs from base 179 to 2227 and encodes 682 amino acids. Gene Ontology annotation, biological process: proton transmembrane transport. Gene Ontology annotation, cellular component: membrane. Lineage: Eukaryota; Metazoa; Arthropoda; Arachnida; Ixodida; Ixodidae.